Molecule: messenger RNA, 336 nt
Organism: Oikopleura dioica
Lineage: Eukaryota; Metazoa; Chordata; Appendicularia; Copelata; Oikopleuridae
Source: the annotation of a GenBank genome assembly
AUGGACUCGUCGAUUUCGACGAAUAUUGCGAUUCUAAACUCGACUGCCACGAUGAAUCUUGGAAACUAUUUUGUCAACGGCACUGAAGACAGACUGACAUUGAAGAACUUGUUGAAUGGUACUACAUAUAUUUCUGUGGUUAACAAAGCUUCAUUUGGAGCGUUCACAAGAAAAAUGCUUCUUGACAAAGCGAGAGAACAGUUUCAAAAAUCCGCGAGUUCGGAGGAUGAAGAUUUCGAUUCGUCACUAUUGAAAUGCGCUGCGGAGAUGCAGCUGGCCACAAAGGAUGACAUCUACUGGAGUUUUUCCGAUGCAACCUGUUUCCGGCAAGAUUAG